Molecule: messenger RNA, 2406 nt
Organism: Vollenhovia emeryi
Lineage: Eukaryota; Metazoa; Arthropoda; Insecta; Hymenoptera; Formicidae
Gene: gish
Product: casein kinase I isoform gamma-3
Exons: 11
Coding region: 359-1948 (529 amino acids)
Biological process (GO): signal transduction; positive regulation of canonical Wnt signaling pathway; peptidyl-serine phosphorylation
Cellular component (GO): cytoplasm; nucleus; plasma membrane
Molecular function (GO): protein serine/threonine kinase activity; ATP binding
Source: RefSeq, a predicted model, not a curated record
CCCUUUCCCUUCCCUUCUGUCGCCGCCACCCGCGCGCGUCCUACCCUUCCGCGCCCUACAACGGUGUACACCGCGCCCGCGCGUGCCCUUUUCCGCCUGCGGGAACUGCGGCGAGUGUGCCGCGCGGCGUCUGUGUCGUGCCCGUCGUGCCCGUCGUCCGCGCUUCCCAGGGGCGCGCGGGAUAUGCCCCGCACGGGGAUCGAUCCCCGUCACUGACCCAAAACUGACAUCGCCGCCGCCGCCGUCGUCGUCAUUGUCGCCGUCGGCGCGAGUGUGGUGAGAAAUCGGUGUGCGCCCAGUUGGAUCGUGUAUCGAUAGGAAAAUCGCCGCAACCGUGGAUAACAACGGCCGGUACGAGAUGCAGAAGCGGGACAGCAGGGAUAAUCGCGGCGACAAGGAGCUCGGGGCGCGCAGCUCCGAGCGCGACCAGGAGGUCGCCAAACGGACCUCCAGGGGCAGCGGUAACGCCGCCCGGUCGAACGUGCACUCGUCCCGGCACAGCGUCACCUCGUCCUCCGGCGUGCUCAUGGUCGGCCCGAACUUCCGGGUCGGCAAGAAAAUUGGCUGUGGAAACUUCGGGGAGCUUCGUCUCGGGAAGAACCUGUACAAUAAUGAGCACGUAGCAAUUAAAAUGGAACCAAUGAAGUCAAAGGCACCACAGCUACAUUUAGAAUAUAGGUUUUACAAAUUAUUAGGUACACAUGUUCAUAACACACAUAUAGAGGGUAUACCGGAGGUGUACUACUUCGGCCCGUGCGGGAAGUACAACGCCCUGGUGAUGGAGCUCCUCGGCCCGAGCCUCGAGGACCUCUUCGACCUCUGCGGGAGGAGGUUCACCCUCAAGACAGUUCUCAACAUUGCCACACAGCUCCUCCAUAGGAUAGAAUACGUUCAUAGUCGGCAUUUGAUAUACCGCGACAUCAAGCCAGAAAAUUUUCUGAUAGGACGAUCCACUACCAAGCGGGAAAAAAUCAUUCACAUAAUCGAUUUUGGACUAGCCAAAGAGUACAUAGACCUGGAGACGAACAAGCACAUACCGUAUCGGGAGCACAAGAGUCUCACCGGCACGGCGCGUUACAUGAGCAUUAACACGCAUCUUGGCAAAGAGCAGAGCAGAAGGGACGACCUGGAGGCGUUGGGCCACAUGUUCAUGUACUUCCUGCGCGGCAGCCUGCCGUGGCAAGGGCUGAAGGCCGACACGCUGAAGGAGCGCUACCAAAAGAUCGGCGACACGAAACGAGCGACGCCGAUCGAGGUGCUCUGCGACGGCCAUCCCGAGGAGAUGGCCACGUACCUGCGCUACGUACGCAGGCUGGACUUCUUCGAGACGCCGGACUACGAGUACUUGAGGAAGCUCUUCCACGAUCUGUACGAGAGACGUGGCUUCGUCAACGACGGCGAGUUCGACUGGACCGGCAAGACAAUGCCACCCAACUUCGAGAAUCUGAGAGCGCUGCGGAUGGCGGCCCCCUCGCAUAUCGGCAGAACCAAGUCCGACAAGUCCACGCCCGUCGGAUCCCUCCAAACCGGCCAGGAGAUCGUCGUAUCACCGAACCGCGAUCGGCAUCCCGCCGCUUACAAGGAGUACGAUGAUUUUGAGGAGGAUGUGAUCCUCAUGAUGGACGAGGUUCGCUUCGAGUUGCAAGGCCGAUAUGUGGUAUCGUCGACUAAUGGAGAACUGGCCAAUGAUGACCCGACUGCUGGCCACUCCAACACACCAAUUACAGCACCUCAGGAAGUGGACAUGAUCGACGAAACCAAAAAAAUAAUCCGACUAAAACGGAAACGUUGUUCUCGAUGUGGAAAAUUGUCGUUACGUUCUUUACAAGCAUACAUUUCCAGCACCUAUCCUACCCUCAUUCCCGAACUAGGCUUGUUACAUCGACUGAAAUGGCCAGUUCAAGAUUUUCUAUUCUGCAAUAUAAGAAGAAAAUAUAAUAUUUGUUAAGUGUCAUUAAUGGUCGAUUAUUAUCGAGGAAACCUUAUUGCUAGACUGAUAAUGAUGAGAAAAUCGGUGAUCGUGCCGUGAACAAAAGAUAAAAUUACGAUAAGGUGAAUAUUAUAUUUGUGAUACGAUGCUUUUACUCUAGAAUAAAAAUAUUAAAACUACGUACAGUAUUUAAGUUUCGCUAUUUGUACUCGCAAUACAAAUCAUGUCUACAAUUUAUGUAAGAUGUAGGGGCAAGAUUUGAUUUGAUAAUGUAGAGAUAAUUGUUAUUAUCGCACAAGGUAAUCAAUGUUUCUUUAUUUCUUUUUUUUUGUAUUGUCUAAUGCGGAGACUCUCUCGCUCUCUCUCUCUUGACUGUUAUAUCGUUACUACUACUCAAACAGCAUAGAUCAUUUGAGAGAAAGACUUUUAUUAAUUUAUUUACAUGUAAUUUAGACAUUUUUUUAAUCACACGCCCU